CCAGCUGCAGACUACUUGCUUAUUCUUUGCCCACCAGCUCAAGAGUCUCAAGAGCAGCGGACUCUCGGGCGGGGCAACAGGAGCUUGCUGUUUGUUGCAGUUGGUUGCUGAGUUCGUUCGUUCGUUGGUUUUUCUUACUACGCACGUCCCUGUGACCAUCGACGUCCAGUGAGGAAGCUCACUGCUGAAAGUGUAGUGUGUCUCAAUUCGUGCAAUGUUCACGUUCAGUCUCGUGUUUGUUGAUGAGCAUCUGUAUCAGCCAUGUUCAUGACCUCUAUUUAUAUUUCAUGGCAUGUCGCUUUCAGAAUAUCUAGGACUGAACAGAACGCUUCAGUAUCGUAGAAUGCCAUCGACAACUUAACGCUCUGUUUGGUUCUGAGAACCUAAGCUAGAUCUGCACGUGAAGUCCAGAACAAUCCUGCUUUUAGCUCAAAGUAAUUUACACAUUCAUCGCUCGAAGUUGUUCACACUGGGAGUCCGCUGCUGAAACUUCUAGCGUUUGUUGGGGUAACGAUAGUUUUUUCCUCAGUCAAGAGCAGAUCCUCGAGAGCUUAGAUCAAUGAUUUCCAAAGCUGAUUAAAGUCAGUAGCUAUGGCUGCCCUAGUACCAGACAUGGUUUAGGCUGUGGCCAUGGAGGAGGAAUAGUGCCAUCUGACAUGCCACAAUUGGAUAAGACUUAUGACAAAAAUGUGCUCUUCGAUGGUAUACGCAGAAUAACGACUUAGCUCGAUGGGAUCACGUCAGAACCGGUGCUGCACUAGAAACUUCCAUGUAUAUACGAAGGGACAUUAAUAUUCCUGUCCGAGAGAUCGAGGAAUCCUCCAAUCCUCGAUCUUCCAUCGAGCUUUUCUUCCGCUCUGAUCGAAGACUCCAACUUGCCCGUCUCCUUCUUUCAAUGCAGUCUCAGAAGGAGGAGAUGGCUGCUGGCGGAGACAAAGCCGCUACGAUGGACAUUCAGAAAGAUGAUAUCGAAACCUGGUUAGUCAACAACGACACCGUGGACUUCCAGGGCCGACGAGCUGACAAGUCCAGGACUGGAGGAUGGAUUACUGCGCCUCUCAUCUUCGAACUUCCUGUCGCGCGCAGGAGCGGAAAUGUGCGAGAGAAUGUCAGCCUUCGGCAUCAUUUACAACCUUGUCACUUUUUUGGUCGGAAACCUGCACCUCUCCAGGGCGUACUCGGCCAACAUGGUAACGAACAUGUUGGGUACAUCUUUCGUCACCUGUUUACUUGGAGGUUACGUUGCCGACACUUGGUUGGGUCGUUUCCUCACCAUCUCUACUUUCGGUGUCAUCCAAUUUCUGGGAUUGGUUUUGAUAACUUUGUUUGCGUCGUUGCCCGAGUUCCAGCUUCCUCACUGUAACGAGCCGGAGGAUCCAUGUCACGCAGUGCACGGAUUCAAGCUGGCAGUACUCUACGUUGCUCUUUAUUUGAUAGCUCUUGGGACCGGAGGUAUAAAAGCCUGUGUUUCAGCUUUCGGAGCGGAUCAGUUUGACUCGCACGAUCCUCGUGAAAAGAAGCAGAUGAUGUCCUUCUUCAACUGGUUCUUCUUUUCCAUCUCUCUGGGUGCUCUAUUCGCUGUUACUGUCCUCGUCUACGUGCAAGAGAAGCUGGGCCGAGGAUGGGGUUUUGGCAUCACUGCCUCGUUCAUGCUCUUGGCUGUGGUGGGCUUCCUCUCGGGUCGCCGAUACUACAGAUACAGUCCCAUCAAAGGCAGCCCCAUGUCACAAAUUUACCGGGUCUUCGCCACGGCCUUCAGGAAUCACAAGCUUCAGAUCCCUGCCGACGUUUCCCAGCUGCAUGAAGCCAACCCAGGUUACGACCGAAUCAGACAUAGCAACCAGUUCUUAUUUCUCAGUAAAGCUGCGAUCAAGAGCUCAGCAAGUAAUGAAGAUGAUAAAUUUGGAGAUUUAAAAGCUUCGAAGGAUCAGCCGCCCAACAGACCUGCAAUCACCGUAACUGAAGUGGAGGAGGUAAAAGUUCUGAUCCGAGUUCUGCCCAUACUGGGAACGACGUUUAUGUUCUGGACUGUGUACGCACAAAUGACCACCUUCAGUGUGGAGCAAGCUCUGAUCAUGGACAGAAAGAUAGGGAGGCACUUCGAGAUCCCUCCUGCCUCCAUGGCCGUCUUCCUGCAGAUCAGUAUCAUGACAAUGAUAGUGUUAUACGACCGACUGUUCGUAAGAUGUGCUCGGCACUUCACCCAUAAAUCGCAGGGCAUCACCACCUUGCAACGGAUCGGAGUAGGGCUGGUGCUGUCAACAGCUGCAAUGAUUGCAGCUGCCCUCGUGGAGCAGAAAAGGCUCAAAGUAGCUCGUCGAGUCGGCACAUCGAAGGGCAUGAGUGUGUUUUGGCUGCUGCCGCAGUACUUCCUGGUGGGUGCCGGCGAGGCGUUCACGUACGUGGGUCAGCUCGAGUUCUUCUACAAUGAAUCGCCCACGAGCAUGCGGUCCAUGGGAACUGCCAUCUGCCUGUGCACGUUGUCCUUCGGCUUCUACUUCAGCAGCAUUUUCGUCGACGGCGUCGACAGGUUCACACAGCGAGGCUCCGCGUCCAAAGGCUGGCUGGCCAACGAUCCCGACGCUGGACAUCUCGACUACUUCUACUUUCUGCUGGCCAUUGUCAGUCUCCUCAAUUUCUUUCUCUACCUCCUUUGCUCCCACUGGUAUAACUACAGAAUCAAGCAAGACAUUGAUGAUGAAGAAGACGACUCUCCCGCAGCCAAGAGUUCAGAUUCUUCCGACUUCUGACUGAGGAUCGCCCUUCAUGUUACUUCUCUGGGCGUGUUGAGUAUCAAAUUUUGAAUAUGAAGUAGCAAGCAAUUAUCAUGUGCUGCUCAGAUUCUUUAGACCCCGAUAUAAUUCUUCUAAUUUUUAUAAAUUACUGAUUAUAUUUCUAUUUUGGGAGGGAAAGUGAAUGAUGCACCGAAUUAGUUUUGUGCUAAAGAACAGAGGGCAAAAGUACAGAUUUUACUAGUGAGGCCAAGUUUGCCUGCUUCAUUAGUCGGAGAUUCGUUGGAAUAUUGGAGUUUGCUGCUACUAGACUUUGCAAGGUUCCCCUACUCAAGUUAUAAUUAUUGCGAAUUUCAGAACUGCCAGAAUGCGGACGACGGUUCUGGUUGUAAAAUUUGGUCGCAGAUGUUAACACGAAUAACAAGCAUCGAAACGCA
Messenger RNA from Marchantia polymorpha subsp. ruderalis, 3169 nucleotides. NCBI's taxonomy places the organism in Eukaryota, Viridiplantae, Streptophyta, Marchantiopsida, Marchantiales, Marchantiaceae. The record is from the annotation of a GenBank genome assembly.